AUCACCCAAAUAACAAGAAAAAAAUGGGACUACGUAGGGCUCGUAGGUAAAUUUGCAUUUGCAUUAUUACUAAGCAUUGAUUAAGUGUGUUUCUUGCAUUGUGAUUGUGUACAAUAUGACCUGUAAAUUUUCAAAUUAAUUAAAAACAUACUAUUUGUGAUGUAAAUUUAUUCUUAAUUACGUACUUACAUAAAAACAAAGGUCAAGCAAGUCAAAAUGCGAUUAAUUUGGUAUCAGUGCAAAAGUUUUUGAUUAUAAACAAGACUUCAUGAAAUAGAUAAUGUGAACAAAUAUGAUGAAAUAGAAAUCUCGGUGGAAAUUGUGGUGAUGUUUAAGCAUCGGUGACAGCACACAUUGUUUUUUAAUGGGUUGUGCAGUGUCAUGUAUGAAUAGAGUGGCGAUGUCUUUAUUUGGGAAAAAUUCACAGCCCGAUGAUCAUUCACGUGCCAAGCUAGAGAGGAAAUUGUAUCUCGCCAAAGAAUCUCCCGAGCCAGAGUUUGAUUUAUCAGAUUGUCAGCUUCGGCAAGUACCGUCCGGUAUAUAUUCAAUAUGUAAAGUAUUCAGAAAAGAUCAUUUGUAUUUACAGUCUAACAUCCUGCAUUCAUUGGAUGGUGGUGGUCAUAUUUCGGACUUGUAUUGCUUGAAAGUGUUAAACAUAAGUUACAAUAAAUUCUCUCACUUACCAGAAGAAAUAAAAUUUUUAAUAAACUUGGCUGAGUUGUAUAUUCACAAUAAUAAUCUUAAAGAUAUUACUGAUAGUAUACAGCAUUUGCAAAAUUUGAAAAUAUUGGAUGUAUCAAACAAUAGACUUAGGAAUUUAACUCCCUAUUUAGGAAAACUAAAAGCUUUGACAAUAUUGAAGCUCUCUGGAAAUAUAGACCUUACAGAAUUAUGUCCUGAAUUGUGCCUUGCUAAGAAUAUUUUAUCUAUAGAGAUAGAUGCACAAUGCUUUGUUUAUCCUCCUCCUGACAUAACAUCUCAAGGGACAGCAGAAAUAAUGAAAUUCCUUUGUGCUAAAAUGGAGAUAUUGUAUACUCCACCACAGAUAGUAGAUCUUAUAUCAGUGCAGUCCCCAAGUUAUAUUUGUGAUCCAUUUGAUACCAAGCACAACUCUAUAACAUGGGAGGAGCAAGAAGCCGCUAUAAUUGAACAAGAAAACAAAUUUCAUCAAGCUGCUAAACAACAGAGAGAGAGGUUUUUAACAAAGGUUCUACAAGAACAGCAGGAAUUAGAUUCAGAAAUUGCAAAAGUUCAUGAAGCUAAAGAGUUGGAGAGGCAAAAAUUAAUUAAAGCUAUUCAAGAAGAUGAGAAAGAGGUUGAGUGUUUGGUCAGGAAUUUCAUACAGCAUGACCUUUUGAAACCUGAGAUUUUACAGCAACAACUGGCUUAUGAACAGGCAGAGCAUGACCGUCUCCUUGAAAUCACAAGACAGAAUUAUGAUAAUAUUAAAAAGUCUGACAUUUUAGCUGCCAUGGAAAUGCUUAUCGAAGAGGAUUGUACUAUUCAACAUUCUAAAAAAAGUUAUGAAGAUAGUUUGAUUAAUAUGAAGCAAAGUAUACUCCUGCAAGAAAUGGAAGGAAGUGAGAAAUUAGAUGAGUUGCUGAAAGCUAAAGACCAAUCUAGAACAGGAUUGGUCCAGGAGCUUAUGGAAGAUGAAGAUAUUCAAAAGGCUAUUGUAGCUUCCCUGGUUGAAAAAGUUGAUGCUAGGAGCUGGAGCCUCAAUCAAGAAAUAUCAUUAAUUUCAACACAUUUAGCUCGGCUGAGUGUAAUUGAACAGGAAAAGAAAAAAUUACAAAUAGCUUAUAAUUACAAUGAUCUCCUUCAGCAAAGAGUCCAAUUAGUUUCUUUGUUAGAUGAUUUAUUAUAUCAACAGAGUAAAAGAAGACAGCAACUCAUUGAAACAAUGAGUGAAAUGGAGAAGCAACCUCAUAAGAGUUCUGAUUUUUGGUUGAAAAAUUAUCAAAAAUUAAUUGAUUCAGCUCCAAAAAACUUGUUGGAUAUUGGGAAUCAGUUAGACCCGAUUCUCGCAAAUUAUCUUUUACAAGAGGGAGUAAUACAUUGUUUACCUUUUCUAGUAAAAUUUUUGUUUACAGAGGAAUCUUUGUUGAAUGUAACAUUGCAGGAUUUAAAACAAAAUGGAGUGUCUUUAUCAUCAGACAGAAGAGGCAUUAUACAAGCCAUCAAUUCUUAUGUGCAGGCUAAGAGUCAGGAAGAAAAAUUGAAUGACUGUAUUACCAAGGAAGGGCCAAGUGCCCCUUCACUUGAUGAAGUGGAAGAACACAAGUACACAGGAGUGAUAACAGCACAAGAGUCAGAUGUCACAGUACUAGAGUCAGAGUGUGUGAUAUGCAUGGAUGCAAAAUGUGAAGUCAUAUUUAUUCCAUGUGGACACAUGUGCUGUUGCCAGCCAUGUGGGGAAAAAGAAAUAGAUGAAUGCCCCCUGUGCAGAGGUCAAAUUGAGAGAACAAUUAAAGUCAGAGUGGCAUGACUAAUGAAUUACUAGGAUUACAGGAUCAAGACUGCUCUUACUAAAAUUAGCAAUAUGAUUUGGGACCCAAAGACUCAAUUUUAUUUGUAAGCAAACCUACUAAUAGUAUCAUAAAUAUUGAUAUACAUAUGUUUCUGUUGGACACUAUAUGCCUAUAGCUUUGCAUUGAGCAGAAAAAAUACAUCAACGAUGAUAACAAAAAGAAAUAUUAUUCAUUAUCAGUAUAUAAAAUUAAUAUACCAACUAUUAUUAAGAUUAUAUUUGAUUGGCCAGGCAGAUUAUCAAAUAUAAUUUUAUCAUUUUAUAAAUUUAUAUCUAGUUAUGAACAUAGUAGUUAGUUCAUUAAUUAGUUUCUUGUUUACAUCUGAGUUAUUUAUAUUUAUUUAUAAAAAAUAUAUAGUAACCAUACCUAUAACUUAUAUUCCUAGGAUUAUAAUAUCUAGUCGUAUUAUUUAUAAUAAAUUUAAAAAAAUCACAUGGACAAUCAAUCGAUGACAGUGUAACAGAGUAACAGGGGUAAAAAUUAUUUUUGAGUUGAUAGGCAUAGAUAAGCAUUAUGUUUCAGCUUUUUAUUGGGUGGUUAUAAAAACAGCAUAUAUGUUUGAAAACUCAGAUUUUUAUAUCAACUCCCUAUUGAAUGACCUUAUUUUUAUCAAUAGAAAAUGUUUAAAUAUGCACUAUUACAAUUUCAUCGGAGGUCGAUUUACUCCGUUACGAAAGAUGUUUUGUAUUUUAUCUGGAUACCAGUUCUGCAUAUCGCAUCUUGUUGGUAUUGUGUGUAAAUAAAAAAUACCUACUAUUGACAUAUCGUCAAAGAUUGGACGCCAGGAUUGUACGUAUUUACAAUGUCAACUCAAAUGUCAACCAUUUGCUCUACUAGUUCGCACAAUUGAUGAGACAUUCUGAUAUUGAGUGUGGGUGUGUGCCCACUCUAAAUAGGAUUUUCCUGUUUUUCUCAGUCUAGUGCUUAUAGUCUGGUUUUUUCAAGGACUAUUGAGCAUGACUACUAUUUUUUGCUGUAUGUGAUUGUUCACACAUUAUUUUGGUCUGCUGAUUAUGUUAUGCACAAAAUUAACAUAUUUUUGUAUAUCGAUCUAUAAUCAUUUCAAUUAUUGUAAUAUAUAAAUCAUUUAUAUGGCGUUUUUUGGUAAACUACACUUUAAUUACAAUUAAUAAUUAAAACUAACUAAACUUUUAGUUCAGUUUUAAUUUGGUAAUUUUUGUAAAAUUUCGUAUACUAUUGCAUUUACGUAAUAGAUAUAUUAAGAUCGUGUCAAUCUUGUAAGAUUGUGCCUUCUAUUUAACAAUUUCACCUAAAAGAGCGAUUGGCACUAAAAUGGUCCCCGUCCACGGGUUAGACUUUUAAAUUCAGUUUUGCAUUUGCUGUGUUAAAAAAAAUGCUUUUCUUUCUUGCAUUUAUUGAAAUUUCAGAAAGUUUGUGUAUUAUACACUGAAUUUUUAAUUGCUUACGUAUUUUGAUAGCUGUUUCCCAGAAAUUUUCAUUUUGAAAUAUCAAAACAUACAAAGCAAUUUGCAUAUUUGAAUUUGCGCGCUCGUUUUGAGAUAAGUCGCGAAACUCCUUUUGCUAUUUUUAUCUUUUUUCUGUAUUCACCGUAUUCUAAGUGAGUGUUUGUUAUACGUAGGUAUAUAAAAUAAUAUACGAUUAUAUUACUUUGUUUAUUGUAAGGAACAUUUCAGUUGCUGUUUUUAUAACAGAAAUCGAGAGUAAGGAACUACGCGCAUGUCUAUAGUUUGUUUUGUUCCUUUAUAUUCUGUUUGAAUUGUUAUCACAAUUUGUUUAAUACACAGUGUUUAUAACA
Messenger RNA from Plodia interpunctella (Indianmeal moth), 4308 nucleotides. Its product is annotated as E3 ubiquitin-protein ligase LRSAM1-like. Lineage: Eukaryota; Metazoa; Arthropoda; Insecta; Lepidoptera; Pyralidae. The coding region runs from base 365 to 2488 and encodes 707 amino acids. The record is from RefSeq and is a predicted model, not a curated record. The transcript is spliced from 2 exons. Gene Ontology annotation, molecular function: protein binding.